This is a messenger RNA of Papaver somniferum (opium poppy), 1637 nucleotides long. RefSeq names its product geranylgeranyl transferase type-2 subunit beta 1-like. The coding region runs from base 443 to 1396 and encodes 317 amino acids. Gene Ontology annotation, molecular function: Rab geranylgeranyltransferase activity. Gene Ontology annotation, cellular component: Rab-protein geranylgeranyltransferase complex. The record is from RefSeq and is a predicted model, not a curated record. NCBI's taxonomy places the organism in Eukaryota, Viridiplantae, Streptophyta, Magnoliopsida, Ranunculales, Papaveraceae. The transcript has 10 exons. Gene Ontology annotation, biological process: protein geranylgeranylation.
AGCCCCAAUAAUAUGAUUCUUUCUUUUCUCUUCCCAAAACCUAUCGGACUAAGGAAACGAAGAACUCAAACCCAAGUUCCACACAUCAAGCUGCUGCUUCUAAAUUUCUUCCCCGACUGUAUCGAACAUAUUGAACCAUAGUUGUAUUCAACUCAAAAUUUGUCACCCCAAAUUUGUACCGCUUACAGGAAGAACAACACUACUAUUCUGAAGCUGAGCUGAAACUCGAUCUCAAAAUCACAUUAUUCUUCCUCGAAUCAGAACCCAAAUCAUAUUCUCCUCUCAGAUCACAUUAUUCUUCUCCAAUUCGAUUUGUAUAUAAACCCAUCAAUCAAAUUACAACUCCUCAAUUCAGUUACUUUAAUUCUAGGUUUAUUAUUUGUUAACUUCACAUCGAGAUUUAACUUCAUAAGCAGUUCGUUGGAACUAUCUUUCGACUGAUAUGGGGGAACUGGCAGCGGAGAAACAUGUGCAAUAUAUUAUAUCAAUCGAGAAGAAAAAGGAUACUUUCGAAGCUGUAGUGAUGGAGCACCUGAGAAUGAGCGGUGCAUAUUGGGGUUUGACCACUCUUGAUCUCCUGGGAAAGCUUGGAGCUGUGGAUAAAGAUGAGAUUGUUUCAUGGGUUAUGCAGUGCCAGCACGAAUCUGGUGGCUUUGCUGGUAAUAUUGGGCAUGAUCCCCACAUGCUCUACACGCUUAGCGCUGUGCAAGUUUUGGCUCUCCUUGACAAGCUCGAUGUUCUGGAUGUUGAUAAAAUAUCAAGCUACAUCUCCGGACUUCAGAAUGAAGACGGAUCAUUUGCAGGAGAUAUGUGGGGUGAAAUUGAUACUCGGUUUUCUUAUAUCGCAAUUUCAUGUCUCUCACUAUUGCAUCGUUUGGACAAAAUCAAUGUGGAAAAAGCUGUUGAAUACAUUGUGAGCUGUAAGAAUUUGGAUGGUGGUUUUGGGUGCACACCUGGUGGGGAGUCUCAUGCAGGGCAGAUUUUUUGCUGCGUGGGUGCGCUCGCUAUAGCGGGUUCCUUACACCACAUUGACAAGGACCUUCUUGGAUGGUGGCUAUGCGAAAGGCAAGUCAAAUCUGGAGGUCUAAAUGGAAGACCUGAGAAGCUUCCCGAUGUUUGCUACUCUUGGUGGGUUCUUUCUAGCCUAAUUCUCAUUGAUAGAGUGCAUUGGAUAGACAAAGACAAGCUUGCUAAAUUCAUUCUAGAUUGUCAGGAUACAGAGAAUGGAGGAAUAUCUGAUAGGCCAGAUGAUGCUGUUGAUGUCUUCCAUACAUAUUUUGGUGUCGCAGGUCUUUCGCUUCUUCAGUAUCGUGGAAUAAAACCGAUAGAUCCAGCGUAUGCUUUACCAGUUGAUGUUGUAAAUAGGAUCUUCUUAAACAAAAAGGACUCAGCCUAACAAGCAAACCCUGUAUUGACAACUUCCAAAUAGGAUUUUCAAUUCUGCGUAGCUUAGUAUUGUUUCCCAGUUCAAGUUUAGAUGACUCAAAACUAGUGGUAGUUGUAUGUUUCCAGUCACAAAAAUUAACAAGUUGAUAAACCUAUGUCUCUAUGCUUUCUCCUUUCUUCUUGGAAGAAAUAGUCUUACAGUAAAGCUUGUCAUAAUCUGGACCAUUAGUAUUAGUGACUCUUUUACUCAA